AUGUUACUUAAUAGGGAAUUAAAUAGGAUUGUAGCUAAACGGGCUUUAAGGUCCGUAAAGAACUCUUUAGGUCCCACUCCGCGCUGGAAAGAUAUGUGCGAUGGGCAUUCUAUGCUAUCCAAAUUAUAUCAUAAACUAGUCGCUCCUUGGUUUUACAAAUAUUUUACUGGGCCUCUAGAGCGAUGGAGAAUGGCAUCACUCACGCGCUAUCUACGCGAACAUGGAUUGAUGUUUGACGACUUGAUGUCUGACAGGGAACCAAUUGUGGAAAGAGCUAUAUCAUUGUUACCGGAUGACAUAGCUACGGGACGCUAUAGGCGGAUUGUGCGAGGAAUGCAUGUUAAUUUCCUGCGUCUAACACUACCUUUGCAUGAACAAAAUUAUGAUCCUUUUGUUCCAUAUUUGGCACCUUAUAUAGAAGAGGCCAAAUUUCAGUUACAAGAGGAGGAGGAGUUGCUGGGUUAUCACCCUCAGGAUAGGAGAUUGUUUUGCGGUGGUACCACUGGAUUUGGUGAUUUUGAGCCUGGAAUGCAUUUUUUGACUUGUAUGCCCAAUCUGUAUGGUGCGGCCAUGGGUAACGUUAAAAAAUGA
Messenger RNA from Babesia microti strain RI, 591 nucleotides. RefSeq names its product ubiquinol-cytochrome c reductase subunit 7. The transcript has 2 exons. Lineage: Eukaryota; Apicomplexa; Aconoidasida; Piroplasmida; Babesiidae. The record is from RefSeq and is a predicted model, not a curated record. Gene Ontology annotation, biological process: mitochondrial electron transport, ubiquinol to cytochrome c. Bases 1 to 591 code for a protein of 196 amino acids.